Molecule: messenger RNA, 414 nt
Organism: Didymodactylos carnosus
Lineage: Eukaryota; Metazoa; Rotifera; Eurotatoria; Philodinida; Philodinidae
Source: the annotation of a GenBank genome assembly
AUGUCGUUUAAUCGUAUUAUAGCCUAUGAAAUUAGUCAGUUAGCUCCUGCCACAGCGUGGGAACAAGUGCCUGAUGAACUUAUGUCCGGUUACACUCUCAUUAAUGUUGGAUGCUCAGCUGAUAAAGCAAGUAAAGAUAACCCUUGGCGAAUACUACUGGCUGCAGCAAAACCCGAAGAUUAUGUCAUUGUUAAGCUAGACAUAGACACGUCUUCGAUUGAAUUACCAUUAAUUCAACAAAUACUAGAAAAUUCCACAAUUUCUCAAUUAAUCGACGAGAUGUUUUUUGAACAUCAUGUAACCGUCAAAGAAAUGAUACGCUAUUGGGGUCAUCCACCUGGCUCACUCAAUGACAGUUAUCAGUACUUUAUAAAACUAAGACAGCUAGGAAUUCGGAUGCACGCUUGGCCAUGA